UGUCAUUUUUCUGCGCGCUGGUCGGAUGUGUCUUGCGUCGUGCUUAUCAAUCGUAGUUUUUGUGAUUUGUGUUGUGAAAUGCGUUAAUCCUGUCGUACGGAACAGCAUCCCGCGAGUGUGUAUAUAAAAACAUGACGGAGCCGAAGCCAUCAGGAUUGAGGCCGCCGACGAAGAUCGGCAGGCCGUGCUCGACUAUGCCACCUAGACCAGCGAUUCCGCCUUCCUCGCCGAGGCCGUCAAGCAAUCAGAUGGAACCUCUCUGGGAGUCGCACGGCCGUCAAAUAAACGAGGCUGGCUUACGAAGAGGAUCAGAUACCAGCGUCGUCCUGACCGAGGACACGGACAGCUUUAAAAUCGGCGAUCGAGUAUGGGUUGGCGGCACAAAACCCGGCACGAUCGCCUACAUCGGCGAGACCAAAUUCGCCCCCGGGGACUGGGCGGGAGUGGUCCUGGAUGAGCCCAUCGGAAAGAACGACGGCUCGGUGGCUGGCAGCCGGUACUUCCAAUGUGAGCCGAAGAGAGGAAUAUUCUCGAGACUCACCAGACUCACCAGGUCACCGCUGAACGAUCCUCAGAUGAGCGCGAUCACGUCCCCGAUGUCGGACAUCUCUCGAAGCGGUCUUCUCAGCAAGUCAAUGUCGCCGUCUCUGAAUGCAUCGACGACAAGUUUGUCCUCGACGGUGUCGCAGAAGGGUGAGCUGAAGAUAGGGGAGCGAGUGAUUGUGUCGUCGAGCCAGGGCAGCAAAACGGGCGUGCUUAGGUACCUGGGCAUCACGGAGUUCGCCGCGGGUGAAUGGUGCGGCGUGGAGCUGGACGAGCCGAUCGGCAAAAACGACGGCUCCGUCAAUGGCAAAAGAUACUUCGAGUGCCCGAACAAGCACGGGCUGUUCGCGCCCUUGCACAAGAUCACGAGGUCACCGUCCAACAAGAGGCCGUCCAUACCCACAAUACACAAGCCGAGCGGUGCCGCUCUCAACUCUAGUCUUCAGCAGCAGCAGAAGAAGAGCGGCUCGCGCGAAUCGCUCGUGUCCAGCCUCGCGUCGAGCGUCGCGAGCGCUAGAACGAGCACGACGAACACCACGGCGAGGAGGCCUGGCAUGCGCACGUCAACACCUGCACAUAGGUCACUGCAGGAAGUUUUGAAAGAGAAACAGCAGGAAAUAGAGUUCCUGCGAAAAGAGCGGGACCUGGAACGCGAAAGAGUCACGAAAGCGGCGAAUCAAGCUGAUCAAGCGGAGCAAUCGGCACUGUCGAUCAAGCAAGAAUAUGAUAAGUACCGCGAGGAGAUGCAGCAAGCGGUCACAGAGGCGGAACUCGCUGUCGCCAAACUUCUUAGCGAGAAAGGCGCGUUGGUGCUACAACUGGAAGAGGAGAAACGGAAGUGCGAGGAUCUUCUGUUUCGUUUUGAAGAGGAGUCCGUGAAUAAGGAUGACAUUCAGAAAGAAAGAUCUGAGCAAAGUGUGAGUAUCCGAAGGUUUGGGAAAGGAUUGGAAGGAUUGACGCAGUAUUUCGGCACCGCUUGUGUCAUAAAUACUGUAAAUGAAAGCAGGAUCAAGGAGCUCGAGGAAGAACUUGCUGAGGAGCGGCGGGAGCGUUCCGCACAGAUGGAACGCGACAGCAUCAAGCUGUUCGAGACCGAAGAAGAAUUGGCGCGGUUGCGUAAUGAAAUCAGUUCAGCGACGAACUUGCAGAACUCUCAGCUUCGAGAUCUAGAGAGUCGCAAUCAAAGUUUGGAGGAAAUAAAAACUAGUCUGGAGAAAGAGGUGCAGGAAAAAUCGAGCCUGGUGACUGAAAGUGUGGAUCGUAUUCGGGAACUGGAACUUCUGUUUAGCAAAACGCAACAAGAGAGCACGACGCGCAAGGAAUCCGAGAAUCGUUUGGAGAAGGAACUGGAAGCUGUUAGACAAAGCUUGCGGGACAGAGAAGCACUUGUGGAAACCAUGAAACAGGAAUUUGACAAAAGUACGAUUUUAUUGAACGAGGAAUUGAAACGCUCGAAGGAAACGAUCGAUACGAUGAAGAAGGAAAGUCUGAGCGAGAAAGACUCGUUACUGAACGAAUAUCGACAAAAGAUCGAGGAGAAGGAUCGAUUGAUCCAGGCAAAUACCGAAGAGCUCAAGAACGAGAAAGCGCUGUUGGAGCGGCAGAACGCGGCUCUGGAGAACCUGAGAGCCGAGAACGUUAAGCAUAUUCAUGAACUUUCAGAGUCUUUCGAACAACAGUUGCGUACGAAGGACUCGAAGAUUGACGAAGUUUCACAGCAACUCAGUCAAAAAGUGUCCGAAACCGAUAAACUAUUGACUGAAUUAGCUGCUGAACGAGAACUCUGCAAGAAGAAGAACGAGGAGUUGAUUAACGCUCUGAAAAAAUUAGAAGAAUUGAGUACGAGGCUGAAACUGGCCGAAGAAAACAACAAUGUAUUGUCAAGACAAAUUUACGACUACAAGUCGAAGAGCGACGACAAUGUUAGAAUUGUUAACGAGAAGCAAAAAUUGGAACAAGAUAUAGCCAUUCUAAUCGCUACGGAAGAGAAAUCCAACGCGCAAUUGAACAAAUUGAGCGAGGAAUUGAAAAUAAAGGACAGAGAACUCGCGGAACUGCGAAGCGCCACCAUGGCGCAAAUAGAAGAAAUAACUAAACGUUUCGAGACGCAGAUCAACGACCAAGUCAAGUGUAUUGACGAGAUAAAUGCGGAUGUAGCACAGAAAGCUCUGCUGCUUGCCAAGCUGGAGAAAGACAUCGCCGAUCUCAAAGCUAUUAUAGCUAGUAAGGAUGAGGAGAUCAAACAUCUGCUCGAGAAAUCUUCGGAAUUGCAAGACGCUCUCACACUAUCCGAGCAAACGAAAACCAACUUGGAGAGCGAACUUCGUGUGUUCGAGACGAACGUGCAGAAUUUAAAUCAACAGAUCGCGAGAGCGGAGGAAAAAAUAUCGCAACUAUCGCUGCAGAAAGAAAAAUUGGAAUCUGAUGUAGCGAGCGCGAUCAGCAGUUCUGCUGAUUCGUCGGAACAGCUGUCGAAAUACAACGAAGAGUUGCGACAAAAGGAAAAGGAGCUGGACGAAGCCCGCGAGAAGAUUUUCGAAAGAGAAACCAGUUUGAAACAAACGGAGGUAAAAUUAUCCAAUAUCGAGACGGAAUUAAACAAGAGCGCAGCGUUGAUCGAGCAAUUGAACGCGGAAAAGUCAAGUUUGCAGUCUCAAAUAGAAGAUGCUAAAAAGUCGAAUGCGAAUUAUGCAGAAAAGAUACGUGAAUACGAACGAAAGGAGAGCGAAUUGUUGUCGAAGUUGACGGAAAGUGAACGCGUGAAGAAAAAUUUGGACGAAAAGUCUGACGAGGCCAAGCGUCUUGCGGAGCAAUUGGCGAGGAAAGAAACCGAAAUUGCUAAUCUUCAAGGAGAAUGCGAUACCUUGCGAAGUUCUAACGAAGAAAUAUCGUCCUUGCAGAAAAAUAUCGCCGAGUUGUCGAGCGAAUUGUCAGCCUCGCGAGACGAAGUGAAAAGUUUGCAAAAAUCAAAUUCCAAAUUGGAGGCUGCUCAGAGCGCGGAUCGAUGGUCGAUCGAGGAGUUGACGGAUAAAUUGAAUACUCAGAAGGAGGAUUCGCUCAAAUUGGAAGAUACGAUUCGGAAAAAGGACUCGAAACUUCAGGAGAUGGAAAACAAAUUGUCGGAAUUGCAAAAGCUCAACGAUGCUUUGACUGCCGAUAAGGAAACGACCGAUAAGAACUUGAUCACGUCCUUGAACGCUAUGACUGCCACGGUCGAUGAACUGAAGAGCAAAUUAAAAGACGCGGAAGAGGCGAUUAGAGAUAAGAGUGACGAAGCGUCGAAGACGAAAGCGGAAGCGGAAAAGUCGCGGACACAAAUAGUCGAAUUAAACGCUACAAUCGCAUCCAUGAAAGACGAGAACACUCGUAACAGCAACGAACUGAAGAACGCACAAGUAGAGAUCACACAGAAGCAAAGCACAAUAAGCGAACUGACCGAGGCUAGAGUCACUUUGGAGAACAAAGCGCAAUCCUUGGAAAGCCAACUGGCACAUUUGCGAGAGGAAAUGAAUGAAAAAGAGAAAAUGCGAGCGGAAAUAGAAGUUAAGAUAAAAGAAUCGGAAAGCUCCAAGGAAGAAGAAACGCUGAAAUUGCGGAAUUCCUUGGAGAGCGAAGUCGCGAUCAAGCAGAGAGAGAUCGAGAAUAUAAAUAGACGAAAUAAGGAGCUUGAGGAGAAGUUGCGAUCGUCGCAAGACUUUGUAGAUAAGCAGAAAGUAGAUUUAAUUGACAAAGAGACUGCUAUUGAUAAAUUGAAAAUAGAAAUCAAAGCUUUGGAGGACGCGCAAGUGGAAAGAAUCAAAGCGGAGCAGGAAUCGCGGAAUGAAGAAAUCAAACUGAAGCAGAACGAGCUGAGCGGUGCGAACAAGCGGAUUCACGAGCUACAGAACACCGUGAACGCGCUAGAGAAGCAGCUGAGGGAGCAAGAAAUAAAAUCGGACGAUCUAGCGAGAACAAUGGAGAGGAAUGAGAAAGAAGUGAACAAGAAUAUGCAGAACCUGCUGGAAAAGUUGAACGUUGCCAAGGUGGAAGAGACACGACUUCUGGAUGAACUAAGUCGAUUGGAGAAGGAGAACAAACAAGUCACCGCGAAGUGGAUCGACGCGACUAAUCAGUUGAAGCUGUCGCACGAAAAUCUGAAGAACAGUUGCGACGGGAUGGGCGACAUGAAGCAACACAUCAUCGCGAUGGACAUUGACGUUACGAAACUGCAGGAGGAAAAUGACAACGCGAAGAGCCAGAUAGAUUUUCUCAAUUCCGUGAUAGUUGAAAUGCAACGUAAGAACGAGAAGCUGAAGUGCAAGAUCGAAGUACUCGAAAUGGGUGUUCCCGCCAACGAAGCCGAGGAUUACACUCGUAGCACUCUGGAUAAACGAACGGCCGCGCCCCGUAUGUUCUGUGAUAUUUGCGAUCAGUUCGAUUUGCACGAGACGGAGGACUGUCCUCGGCAGGCGCAGGAUUUUUCCGAGAACGCCGAGAGACCGACAAAGUCUCCGAAAAAGCGAUCCGUGGAGAGGCCGUACUGCGAUAACUGUGAGAUGUUCGGGCACGACACGCGCGACUGCGACGACGCCGAGACAUUUUAACAUUGCAUCACCAUCCUUGAACUUGUUCCAUUUGCUUGCCAGGUGUCCCAUAGCUGUAGAGCGGAUCUGUUAAAAUUUUGAAGAGUAUAUUUUUGUAUGGCAAAUUUUUUAAUUGAAUCUUAAAUCAGAGUAUGAGUCUUCCCGCGUAGAACGGGCACCGUUCAGUAACACACCUUGAGAAAACAGACAAAUUUAUGUUCCCUUCAAAAAAUUAAUUGUUCAAUUUAUUUUUUGUGUGCGAUCCCCAUGUUAUUUAUUUUUCAUUCAAUUAUAAACGAGUUUAUAGUUUUUGAGACAUUUUUUAGUAUCGAAGAAUGAUAAAUUCUUGAGAAAUUUGAUUUAUUAAUUGAUAUAUAUCGAUAAUUUAUGUGUAUCUCACCAAUGUUAUGUUUUAGUGAAUGACCUUGAAAGAUUUUCAUUAAAAAUGUUUAUUCAUCUUUUCAGCACUCUUGCCGCAGAGAUAUUGUAAUCUGAUAUUUGAUGCUUUCGCGUAUGUAUUGUAUUAAACAUUCGAAGAUGUUUUCGGAUUUGAACCGCGUUAGUGUCGUUUUUAUACCGACGUUUAUAUAUAGGAUAUAUUGUAAAUUUGAAGGGAACAUACAUACGGCUUUAAUAUCUGUUUUAUAAUAGCAAUAACGGAAGUUGUGUUACGUGUAAUUUUGUAUAUAUUAGGUAUUCAAUAAUUAAUUUGUUAUUUAAUAUUUAUUCUUCGUAUGUUUGCGCGCUUCGAGAAAAUAGUUCCUUUUUAGUACUUGCCAAUGAAAAAGCGCAAUAUCCGAUCAAAAAAUUCGCGCUUCCCUUUUCACAACACGAUAUAUACUCUCAUAAUACUCUCGCUCUGUUAGGAGAUUCUCUUCGUACAUCCUCAUCUAAUAAUAUAGGAAAAAAAAAAAACUUAAAAACGUCUCGUGAGUGAUUGUAGAGCUAACUUUUUAUGUAAUAACUUUGCAGUUGAUUUACCAUUUUGUUACGAAUCUAAAAGGAUUGAAAAUCGCGAUAUAUUUUCUAACAAAAUUGAUUACAUUGUUGUAACAUGUAAAAUAUUGAAAAUUUACUUAACAUAAAAGAACAAAGUCUUC
Molecule: messenger RNA, 6205 nt
Organism: Pseudomyrmex gracilis
Lineage: Eukaryota; Metazoa; Arthropoda; Insecta; Hymenoptera; Formicidae
Gene: CLIP-190
Product: restin homolog
Exons: 17
Coding region: 132-5126 (1664 amino acids)
Biological process (GO): cytoplasmic microtubule organization
Cellular component (GO): nucleus; microtubule plus-end; cytoplasm
Molecular function (GO): microtubule plus-end binding
Source: RefSeq, a predicted model, not a curated record